ACAGGACACAAAUAUAAACACUACAUCUCAGCUGUCAAACAAAAACUUCGAGUGAAAACACUCAAAAAGAUCGAAUAAACAGCGAAUUCACGUCAGCGAAACAUACAUAAUGGCACAGAAAAGAUUAACAAAGGAGAUGAAAGACAUCAGAAUCGACCCACCACCAGGUUGUUCGGCCGGGCCAGAAAAUGAUGAUUUGUUUCAUUGGAGUGCAUCACUAGAGGGACCUGAUGCGACUCCUUAUCAAGGAGGGGUGUUCUUCCUAAAGAUGGUCUUUCCCACAGAUUAUCCUUUUAAACCACCCAAGGUGGUUUUCACGACUAAAGUCUACCAUCCAAAUAUCAACAGCUCCGGCAGUAUAUGUCUAGAUGUUCUUAGAUCCCAGUGGUCACCCGCACUUACUGUUGGAAAAGUGCUGCUGUCAAUAAUAGCGUUGUUGUCGGAGCCUAAUCCGGAUGACCCCCUUGUCCCAGAUGUGGCAAACUUGUUUAAAAAGGACAAAAACAAGUUCAACCACAAUGCAAAAGAAUGGACUAAGAAAUACGCCUCACCAUAGUCAGACAUUCCCAACUGUGAUGUUAAAUUUCAUGUACUGUGUGAUAAAAGUUGCAAUUCGGAAUCAAUAUACUGUAGGUAGCUCCGAUUGCGCGAGGGUUUUGUUUUUGAUAAUAUUGUUAACACAAGUAGUUGCGAUUCAAAUGCUGAUAACUACUAAGAAAAUGAUACUAGUCUAGAAAUUAUAUCUGAAAUCACUCGUAAAAAUGGUAACAAUUCAUAUCAUCAUUGUGUCCGGAAUAAGAUAUUUUGCAAAACUGGUUUAAACUCAUAAAUUGUGAAAAAGGUUACAUUAUACCUCAUGAUUAAAAGGUUACCCAUAGCAACUACGGUCAUUUUUUAUAAGCGGUAGGGGUAAAUCUUUGAUUUGCUUGGGGGAAUACCAUGUCAUAUAAUUAUGUCAACAAUAUUUGAUGUUGACCGGUAAUCGUUUCAAUGUUGAGCCAGUUUUUGAACUUGCAUAUUAAUUUGUGAUGUAAUUAUCAUGAGGUCAGGAUUCACACUUAAUCACAUUUGGUAUUAAUCCCUUGACUGAAAUGCUUGCUUUUGGGAUUUAAAAGUUUUACAAAUCUAAAAUAUAACCAGGAAGGCUUGGAUCACAAAUUUUCAUAUUCCGUAUGUGUGUAUACAGAUAAAAAAAGAACAACUUUUUUCUUCCUUAUUUUCACAUGCCAAUUCAAUGACAUAAUUUUCUCCUGACUUCUUCAAUUGGAAAUUGCAAGAAAAUGCCAGAGCUCAAUUAUAAAGCAUUAAAUGGGGAUUUCACCAGCCUGCCAGUUUUAAUUUAGGGCUAUUCCAGUAAAACAUAUAACCCACUGGGGGAAGGCAAUUAUUCUCAUAGUAUAUAGGUGGGUAUCUUUUUUUGCUAAUUUGGACCCCAAAAGGGUAAUUUUCUUAUGUGGGGGGUUGGUAUUAUUUAAAAAUGCCUUCCCCCUGGGGGUUAUAUUAUUAAAUGGAAUAUAGCCCUUAAAGAAUGUAUAUGCUUAUAUUUAUGUAACAGUGUUUUUUGUUCCAUCUUGUAUUUUAUUGUUUUCUUGUAUUUGAUUGUUUAAGUUAAGAAAUCAGUUAUAUAUCAGUGGUAAAAUGUUUUUUUUGUAAUUUAAGAAUUGAAAGAUCUUUUUAUGUGUGUUUAAAAUAUUGAUUCACACUCAAAUACAGUAUUAAAAAAUGUAUAAAAAUUAUAUAAAAAUUAUAAACAGAUUUCUUGGAUUUCCUAGAAAUAUUUUUCGCCUUAUCCAAAAAUCAGCAAACAAAUUUAUCGUGCAUUGUUUUGUAAAUGUGAAAUAUACAUAUUAUUUGGUGUGUAACUAAUAAUACAUUAUUUUAUUAGAAGAAAUGUAAGUUGAUGUUUGUUUAUAUCUCAAGACAUAAGUGAAAACAAUUGUGUGAAAGACAGACUAAGAUUUUCAUUAAAUCUUAUGGUUAUGCAUAGAAUAGUCAUAGCGUCACAAAAAAUGUAAUAGAACAUAUUUGUUCAAAUUUUAAUGAUAAAGAAUGGCAGGGUGAUUGAAGCGAGUGAGCCCUUCUUUGUCAUUAAGAUAUUACUUUAUUUGUUCUUUAUGUCUUAGAUUAUGUUUUUAGCAGGUGGGGAACCAAAUUAUGACAUCAUGUCUGUUUAGUUGUAAGACUGCAAGUUUUAACUUGGUGAAGGCAUGGUACUUAAAGGCUAAUAGGUCAUUUAUUUGGCAGGACAUGUUGGUUAUAAUUUCAAUUUUGAUGGAUAAUGUGCUUAUUUUUAUACAUGAAAAAAACAAUUGAGAGGGAGAGAAGUCUAGUGUUAUAGGUGUACGUUUCUCAUUAAAGAGGUUGUGGGUUUGGUCCCCACCAAGGGUACUUUCUGACGGUCUCUCGAAAUGGACACUAGUACUGGCUCCUACCCAGGAAAUGGAUCCAAGAGUUAUUCUAUAAAUGUCAGCUUUCGUCACAAUCCAGCUUAAAGAAAAGUGAAUAUGCUAAAACAAUUGAUAUUAUGCUGAUGACGACUGCCCUCAAAAUUUCCCCUUCUUUGUAUAACAUAUGUUUUUGAAUCCAAGUCCACAUUUAUUUAUUUAUUUUUGUUCAUUGUUAUUUUAUGUGACUUGUUAAUCUCGUCAUUGGUUGAACAGUAAUGAAUAUUCAUAUUAGAGUGGUUCAGCGUCAUGUGACCAGUGAACCUCGCCAUUGGUUGAACAGUUAUGAAUAUUCAUAGAGUGGUUCCGCAUCAUGUGACCAGUGAGUCUCGCCAUUGGUUGAACAGUAAUGAAUAUUCAUAUCAGGGUUGUUCAGCAUCAUGUGACCAGUGAACCUCGCCAUUGGUUUAAAAGUUAUGAAUAAUUAUAUCAGGAUAGUUCAGCAUCAUGCCAAUUAUUGUAGAAUGUGUUUUUUUGUAAAUGUAUGUAUAAAUAAAAAUAAACUUAAGGGAAUUGUAUCUUUCUAAAAUAAAUAAGUUUAAUAUUCAUUAAAAAAACACUGUUUUGAUGAAUAUGGGAUAAAUUUUCAAAAUUAUGAGAUCAGAAUAUUCCCUAAGUUGUUACUCUAAUUAAAAGUUAGGACUAACGAUGAUGACUGAAAUAUUUGAGAUUUUUUAUCAUUUAUACCAUAUAUAUCUGAUAUUAUAUUUCUGAGUGUAUUUUAUCAUUUAACUCAUUAUGUUUUUUUGGUCAUGUUUUAUUUAAACACUUUUCUGCUUAAUUGUUAUCUUUUUUGUUUUAUUUUUUUUCUGUAUAUUUUUUUUGUUCGCAAGUAUUAAACUUUUUUGUGAAUGUUUUUGGUUGAUAUAUUGUGUUUACCGCUAAGUUAAUGUUGUUGUGAAUGCCUUUCUUUGUUGACAUAAAUAAAAUAUUGACAUGA
This is a messenger RNA of Mya arenaria, 3384 nucleotides long. RefSeq names its product ubiquitin-conjugating enzyme E2 D1-like. The transcript has 6 exons. The record is from RefSeq and is a predicted model, not a curated record. Bases 110 to 556 code for a protein of 148 amino acids. NCBI's taxonomy places the organism in Eukaryota, Metazoa, Mollusca, Bivalvia, Myida, Myidae.